Messenger RNA from Diachasmimorpha longicaudata, 2641 nucleotides. RefSeq names its product ATP-dependent RNA helicase p62-like. Bases 211 to 1884 code for a protein of 557 amino acids. Gene Ontology annotation, molecular function: RNA helicase activity; RNA binding; ATP binding. The record is from RefSeq and is a predicted model, not a curated record. Gene Ontology annotation, cellular component: nucleus; ribonucleoprotein complex; cytoplasm. The transcript is spliced from 8 exons. NCBI's taxonomy places the organism in Eukaryota, Metazoa, Arthropoda, Insecta, Hymenoptera, Braconidae.
GUCGUCAGCGUUAGCCAAUGGGCAUUGGCCCACUCGUGUCUUGCUUCUCCCACCAUCGCCCCCCUCAAUCGACCGACUUCCGGCAUCACCCAGCAACGUUCUUUCCGUCCCUAACAGCGGCACGGUCAUCUUUGCCGCUAUUUAACAGCUCCAACUCGUUCAUCAAUCUUGAGGUCAGGGACUGUAAAGCAGGACAUCCUAUCCGCAAUUAUGACUUACGGAGGUUCAUCCAGUGGUGGUGGCGGCGGUGGCAGUUAUCGUGCUGGUGGAGGUGGUGGUCAACGUGGAGGACCUCCCCGAAACGGGUAUGGGGGUGGUGGUGGCGGUGGUGGAAGUAGAUUCGGUGGUAGCCGAGGCGGCAACGCCGGCUCCAGCAAUCGCUUUGGCAAUCGCGGUGGAAACAUGAAGGGCAGAAAUGGCAGUGCUGGAGGUACUCUUCGUAAGCCAAAUUGGGAUUACGAGAAUCUUAAGCCUUUCAAGAAGGAAUUCUAUGUUCCUCACGCUGAUGUGGCGAACAGACAUCCGCGCGAGGUUGAGGCUUAUCGUGGUGAGAAACAGAUAACUCUUAAGGGUGACAAAAUUCCCAAUCCAAUUCAGUACUUCGAGGAGGGAAAUUUUCCUGAUUAUGUGAUGCAAGGGAUAAGGAAGCAAGGUUUCUCAGAGCCAACGGCCAUUCAGGCUCAAGGCUGGCCCAUUGCCAUGUCAGGCGGCAAUAUGGUGGGUAUUGCACAAACAGGAUCUGGCAAAACCUUGGGAUACAUUCUCCCAGCAAUUGUUCACAUCAACAGUCAGCAGCCUCUUAAUCGUGGAGAUGGACCCAUUGCUCUGGUGCUGGCACCAACCAGGGAGUUAGCCCAGCAGAUACAGACGGUUGCGCAGGACUUUGGAUCCCUAUCUUAUGUGAGGAACACCUGUAUCUUUGGUGGUGCGCCCAAAGGAGGACAGGCGAGAGACCUAGAGCGAGGCGUAGAAAUUGUCAUUGCCACACCUGGACGUCUCAUUGAUUUCCUUGAACGUGGCACUACCAAUCUCAGGAGGUGCACUUACCUCGUGCUUGACGAGGCUGAUCGCAUGUUGGAUAUGGGUUUCGAGCCUCAGAUCAGAAAGAUCAUUGAACAGAUCAGGCCUGACAGGCAGGUACUCAUGUGGUCAGCCACUUGGCCGAAGGAGGUUAGGAAUCUUGCUGAGGAAUAUCUCACUGAUUACACCCAACUAAAUAUUGGCUCUCUUUCGCUGUCUGCGAAUCAUAAUAUUCUACAGAUUGUUGAUGUUUGUCAGGAGCAUGAGAAGGAGUCAAAAUUGGGAACUCUUCUUCAGGAAAUUGGCAAUGUUAAUGAUGAUGGUGGCAAAACAAUCAUCUUCGUGGAGACAAAGAAAAAAGUUGAAAAUAUCACAAAUAAUAUUCGUCGCUAUGGGUGGCCAGCAGUUUGUAUGCACGGCGAUAAAUCACAACAAGAACGUGAUUAUGUUUUAAGAGAAUUUAGGAAUAAAAAAGGCUCCAUCCUUGUAGCAACAGACGUUGCAGCACGUGGAUUAGACGUCGAUGAUGUGAAGUACGUGAUCAACUUCGAUUAUCCAUCGUCAUCAGAAGACUACAUCCACAGAAUUGGUAGAACUGGACGUUCACAUUCAACUGGUACGAGUUAUGCAUUCUUCACACCACAGAACAGCCGACAGGCUAAGGAUCUGAUUAAUGUACUUAAAGAGGCUAAUCAAGUAGUCAAUCCGAAGCUGGCUGAACUUGCUGCCAAGAGUGGAGGUGGAUCUUACGGUGGACGCAAUCGUUGGGGAUAUGGGGGUGGUAGAGGCGGACGUGAAAACACAUUCUCAGGUCAACAUAAACGAUUUGACAGCCGUAGCAAUGGCUAUGGAAGUUACAGUUGAUUAUAUAAAACAACUAAUGGCCACGUCAAUCGAGCCAAUUCCUGGGAGUCUGGAUACAAUCACAGUAAUUUUUGAAACUGUGAUUUAAAUAAGAAAAAAAAGAGAAAAUUAAAAAAUAGGUCGAUUUCCAGUUACCCAAAACGCAAUCGGUUAUCAGUGGUUUCAAUAUUUCAAUAAUUUCAUUUGUAUUUAUCAUAAUUAUCACGAAGGUACCUUUUUAGCUUCAGGUGUCUCACAUGCUGGCAAAGAUUUAGGAUUGAUUUAUCGAGUUUUUGCAUUGGUGAUACGUCGUAGUUUCAAUUCUCAUUUCGUAUUCAUAUAGAUCAAAUGAUUCGCUUAUUUUUAUUAGUUUAGUUUAAAUAAAUGAAUUUAUUCCCCAUAGAAAUUCGCUUGGAAUUCAGAUAUCGCGUUUGAACGUGGACCAUGUUUUUUGAUUUAAAUUAUUGAAGAAAGCUAAUAAUGAAGAAAGACCCCUUCAGUAUUCAUUCCAUCGAUUCUGGAAUAUGGUCAGGAUCUUACAUAUAUUUGAUCUGUAACCACUAGUUUUUAUUUUCUGUAUCCUUGUUAUUAUAAUCGGUGUACACCAAAUUCAAUAGAACUGAACGAAAAAUUUGAGGAACUUGGCGUUUUCACAGUCAUAUCAUCCAUACAUAAUUUUUCGUCGUGAUUGUAAAACUGUUACAAGGAUUAUUAUAAAGGAAAUGUCAAUCUGAUUGGGCUUGCCCAUAAAACGAAUAAAAUACAAAUUCAAUGAUGA